This is a messenger RNA of Formica exsecta, 2359 nucleotides long. RefSeq names its product protein sevenless-like. Lineage: Eukaryota; Metazoa; Arthropoda; Insecta; Hymenoptera; Formicidae. The coding region runs from base 778 to 1584 and encodes 268 amino acids. Gene Ontology annotation, molecular function: protein binding. The transcript has 5 exons. The record is from RefSeq and is a predicted model, not a curated record.
CUUCUCUCUCGACCUGUUCGGCAUGAGUGAUCGUAGGAUCACCGUAACACUGGAUCACUGGUAGCAGUAAUUACGUUACCGCCGGCAUAGUUCUUAGGUUCAUUAGAGUACUCAAACCUCCUCACCCAACAAAUGCCUUCGUUGCGAAAUAUGCUCUUCGAAGUUUAUUGUCGCGAUAUACGUGGUUACAUAUUAUUUAUGAACGUUAAUUACUCAUUAAUAAUAUUAAUAAUGUGAAAUUAAACAAAUCGUAGAAAGUCUAGCUUUUUUUAAAGUAGCAACAAAUAUCUUCAUAGAAGUAAAUGAGUUGCAAGUGGAAUGCAGCAAAUAAAAAAUAAUGUUACGGCAAAAAUGCUUAAUUUAAAUCGAUUAUUCAGGCUGAUGAUUUAUGAUGGUACCAAUCAAAUACAAAUACGCAAUGGCGUUAUGUGUCGCUCGAUUAGAACCGUAUGAUACAUAAGUUAGUCAAGAGUCAAAAGUCUGUCAAGAACGACGUGCACGAAUAGUGGACUCUCAAAAGCACGUAUAGUAUAUAUAUAUGUAAAAUACAUAGUGAUUGGUUAUAAAAAAAAAUUUUGGAAAGUAUCGUUAGAAGAGAUCUCAUAAUUGAUGUACUAAACAAAUUUCAAAAAAUAAUAUACAUAAGAAAACAUCGUUUCGAUUAGCACAGUUGCACAUUAUCUAGAAUAUCGAUAAAAUCACUAUUCAUAGUUGAGCUGCCAAGGAUUGCGCGGAAACAGAUUGAGCGCAAGUAUUUACAACAAAAAAAAAAUUAUUAUGUCAGAAACGGUAUAUAUUUUACUGAAAGUGUUAAUAUUAGCGAAAGCGGAUAUCUUGUCAAAGCAUCCGGAUUCAGACUUCAUACAGGAUAUUUCAGUAUCCGAAAACAAUGAUUAUCACAUUUUACAAAACUUUAAAUUUGACCGGAGUCAUCCUAAGAGUGUGAGUGUGAGAAAUAAAAUUGAUGAGAUUACAUUUGCAAAUAUGUCUGUGAUCCGAAAACCUAAUAAAGAAAACAUUUUGAGCAAACCAACAUGUCCCAGAGCAUUUGUAGAGUUUUAUAAUCGAUUCUUAAGUAAAGAAGACGACAUUUCUGUGACAUUCAGAUGGAACAAACCUGAAUUUACAGACGAAGUAAUACAAGGAUACACAGUGCAGUGUUGGUUCAUCGAGAAUCUAAAAAAAAUUCAAAUCUGUGACAACAAAAAUGUAGUAUUGGAGUGCACGGUGCAUAAUCUAAAACCUAAUACGACGUACUACUUUCAAGUACGAGCGCAUACUAAAGUUGGUGCCGGUCUUUACACAGAUUUAAUUGAUGUAUCGACUACGCACGAAAAUCCAAUACCGCAAUUAUUGAUGAUAACGCGAAACGCGGAACAUAAAAUCUAUUGGACCAAUAAAGAGAGAGAGCUGAUGAUAUUGGAGAUGAGUGAAAAAUAUAUUACAAAAAUAGCUAAGCUUCAAUUUGUUGUGCACUAUCUCUGCAUCGAUUGGGUAGCAAGAAAUCUGUACUGGACAGAAUUUGACGGAAAUGAAUCGUAUUAUAUCGUGAAGCUCGACUUAACAAUGUGGAAAAUGGCAUAGUCAAAUAUGAUAAGAUUUUGAAAGUAAAAACCGAGUUAUAUAAUCGCAUUUUUUAAAAUAUACUACCGUCUAUAGGGUAUGUUAAUUUUCGAUAUGAAAUAAAUAAACAAUCAAUAAAUCCAAGAGAGAAAAGCCAAUAAGAGCCCGGACGUAGUAUUUAUUGCGUAAAAGUUGUGUGCUAUUUAUUUAGCAAAAGAUGUUGAUGGUCACGAUAUAAGUUCGCAAAUAAACAUUAUAAAAUGACAAACACCAAACGUUACGGCCCGCUUCGGAUCUUUAUCAAUGGUAAUAAUCUAAUAUUAAUACAAAAACCGAGAACUCGUGAGGUGGAGUAAUGUAUCCGGAACGCAACUUAUACUAUUAACUAACAUUAUACAGCGCUUACAAGAUUAUCCAAUGGAUCGCAGAUGACUGUAAGAUUCCGCGUGGGUUAAGCUCAUCAGACGGCCGCUUAAUUAUGCUUUUAGGCAAAAUGUUGGAGGCGGGUGCGAGCAAUCGAGUGACAUCACAUCCGUAAUAAGAAAACCGAUGGUGAAGCUUUUAAUGUCGAAAAAAAAUGUGAGUCCAGUAUAAGCGUAUGGAGUUGAGGAAAUAAGGAUAGCGAAAUUAGUAAAAAAUGCAAGAUGCAAGAUGCAACGCUGCGAUGAGUAUGAAUCGAAAGACUAUAAAAAUGAGGAUAAAAAUGAAAGAGAUAAAGUUACUUACAAAAACAAAAAAGAUGUCCAAAUUAAUUAAAAGCGAUGCGAGACUCUUUGAACAUUUUUUUUUGUUUAGA